Molecule: messenger RNA, 1096 nt
Organism: Parasteatoda tepidariorum (common house spider)
Lineage: Eukaryota; Metazoa; Arthropoda; Arachnida; Araneae; Theridiidae
Biological process (GO): heterophilic cell-cell adhesion; establishment or maintenance of epithelial cell apical/basal polarity; axon guidance
Cellular component (GO): signaling receptor complex; plasma membrane; cell surface
Molecular function (GO): calcium ion binding; Notch binding
Source: RefSeq, a predicted model, not a curated record
AUAGAUUAUAACAGCUAUAAUAUGAAUAUUUAUAUUUUAGAAAUAGCAACUUCCUCUCCUGCUACAUCUACAGUUAAUUCAACUAUUACUAGAACUAUAAACACAAAGCCAUCUACUAUUCCGACACCAGAAACUUCAUCUCCAAUCACAUCUACUAUUCCGACAAAAGAAGCUUCAUCUCCAAUAACAUCUGCUACUCCGACAAAAGAAGCUUCACCUCCAAUAACAUCUACUAUUCCGACAAAAGAAGCUUCACCUCCAAUCACAUCUACUAUUCCGACAAAAGAAGCUUCAUCUCCAAUCACAUCUACUAUUCUAACACAGGAAACUUCUACUCCAAUCACAUCUACAAUUACACAAACAUCAACUUGGAAAGAUACAAGCCCUGUACCAAAAUCCUCAACAUAUGCGUCAUCGUCAUCACCUCGGGAUAUUUUCACUAUCACUAGUGAUGUCACAAAUUUAACGGAUCAUACAACGAUUACGUAUAAACCUACAAACAUCACUGAUGAUUCUAACUAUUCUUCAUCUUCAUCAGACAUUUCUGAUUUUACUGAUUACACAAAUUUGACUGAUCAUACAACCAUUACGUAUGGACCAACGUACACCACUGAUGACUCCAACCAUUCUUCAUCGUCAUUCAAACCAUUUGAAUCUACUCCACAUGGUUCAUCAUCAGUAACAGGCUUUGAAUCGUCUACUUCAUCUAUGUUCAUUUCUUCUCAAUCAACGUCAAGUUCUCAGGCAACAUCGGAGACAAGUUUCUCUUCAACAACUCAAAAGUACAAACUAUGUAAGAAAAACAACUGCAAAAAUCUUGGAGUCUGUGUGAUGGAAGAUGAAAAGGAAAGAUGUAUAUGUAAAUAUCCAUUUGGUGGACCCGACUGCGGAGAUAGUUAUUGGUGCUCCGAAGGAUUUGGAAAAUCCGAGUGCCAAGCUGGAAAAUGCCGAUUUGAUUUCAAAACAAGAAUCGGAUAUUGUGACUGCUCAACAGAUCAAUAUUACAAUUAUGAAACGAAGCAAUGUGAAAGUAAGGAUUUGUCUGCAAUUUCAACAACGUUUAACUUGUUUUAUUAUUUCAGUUUUUAAGUUAAUA